Anneissia japonica is the source of this 3259-nucleotide messenger RNA. Its product is annotated as mitochondrial carrier homolog 2-like. NCBI's taxonomy places the organism in Eukaryota, Metazoa, Echinodermata, Crinoidea, Comatulida, Comatulidae. The record is from RefSeq and is a predicted model, not a curated record.
AUUGCACAGAUUGGAUAUGAACCUCUUCCGACAAAGGUUGGCAGAAAUCUGUUUUUGCGAAGAGUUACCUUCUUGCCUGGAUUUUUUGAAUACGCCAGACACAUCAAGAAGGUUGAUGGAUUCACUGGGUUGUAUCGUGGUCUCUACCCUCGCAUAUGUGAAAGUGUCAUAGGCAAUGCUGUAUCCCAAGCAGUGCAAGAGAGAUUGGAUGAGAUUUUCCCAACUGAUGAUUCCACGAAACAGAAGAAGCUGCGUGGACUUGUCAAGUCUGAUGUUAAGACAUUUUCAAUUGAGACAUCCAAGGUUAUGGUGUCCAACUGUGUUGCGGUGGUCAUCAACCAUCCAUUCCACGUUGUAGCUAUUAGAUCAAUGGUACAAUUUGUUGGCAAGGAGACCGUCUACAGUGGAUGGAUCUCACCUUUCAAAGAAGUUUAUAGUUGAAAAUUUAUUUUUUACUGUUGAUUUACUGAUGAAAACAUAUUCUUCUUGCAGGGCCUGGUUCCAAGACUACUUCUUGAAAUUACCUCUCUAUGGCUAGCGAGGGCACUCUACUACAUUCUCAAUAAUUACAUUCUUGAUGAACAGACCAAUAAUAUCACAGAGCUGAGGAGUUACAGCCGUGCAAUAACUGGAUUCUUUGCAAGCAUGAUUACCUAUCCCCUUGGGCUUGUUAGUAACAUUAUGGCUGUCAACAAUUCAGGCCUUGCUGCUGCUCACCAGCCGUACAUGCCAGUGUACACUGGCUGGGUGGAUUGUUGGCAGACACUGAGUAGGGAGCGUGAACUGAAGCGAGGUUCAAGCAUAUUCUGGCGACAAGUUUCGAAGGGUCGGGUCAUGGCGACGUACAAACUCAACUAAAAAUCGAGUUUAGUGAUGAUGAUGAACAAUCUCACCUAAGGAUCUUGUCAUGAAAACCUGUUUAAAAUAACUUACGUUGCUAUUUAAACCAUUUGUGGAAUUUUAGGGAAUAAAAAAAAAAUGUGUAGUAGUUUAUAUUUAGAUAUGUGAUGCAAGUAAUUUUGAUUAGGCAAUAAAUAAUAUGAAGAUAAUUACAGUUUUGUGGUUUCACAUUUUAAAGUAAGCUGUGUAUCUCAAGUAAAACUAUUCACAAAUACCCAUGAUUAGGUAUUUUUUCAGAUUGUAUGAAGAAAAUUGUGUCUUUUUUUUUGGCAAAAGUCAUAUGGAACAGUUGUGUCUAAUAUGCAAUUUGAUACCAGAUUUCAAGUUAUGUAAUGUUCCUUCCUCACUAUCAAAUUUUAUGUAACACAUUUGUGUGGUGUUUCUAGGUAUAUAUGUGCAUGAUGAUGUCAUAUUACAACCAAAUAUGGGCAUAUCACAUUUAUUUGUCACAUCAACUUUGAUAGUGUGUAUAGAACUUACCAGAUUGUAGGCUGUUCUUCAAUUUACUUUAUAUAUUUGAACUCAUUUUUUUUAAAUAGUUUUGUUUAAAAAUUAUUCUUUGACAAGUAAUAUAAGAUUUUAUUUUCAGGUGUUUGCUUAGAUUUGCUUGCAAUUUCUCACCUGUUUGUGUAUUCUGAAGUCUAAAAAUCCGUUCCUUUUAUGGCAAAGUAUUGAAAUGUAACAUAUGAUUGUUAAUCUAUCAUUUAUUCCUAUAGAUUGUGAGUAAAUUUGCAAUUAUUAGCUGCUCAACAAAAACCACAUGCUCUCUUCACUGAAAUCAAUUUUUAAAUUUUUAUUUUUACACUAAAUAAUUUCACACUUUGCCUUAAAGGGGACAGAUUUAUAGCUCUAGCAUUUAUAACACCAGCGAUCAAAUUGAUCACAUCUGGGAAUUUUUUUCACUAAAUGUUGUCUGUCGUAGAAACUAAUUAAAUCAUGAUUUUAAAAAAUUGUUUAUAACACUGUCUUUCUUUUAAACAAACUUAAUUACUAUUUGCUUGAGCAAUAUCCCAGAGCAAAAGUAAUGGUUUUAUAAUUUGCAUAAUGUGGUGUUAUACGCUAAGGGAACUAUUAAUCUUGUCACACCCAAGCAUACUCCCCUCCCCCACAUACCUAUAUGCUAUUGUUAUGCUUUCAGUUGAGUAUUUCAAUAUUUGUAGCUCAAAAUAAACAUAAAAAAUUCAACCAUUCAUGGUUGUAACAUAGGAGCAUUUGGCGCAGCAGUAUUAGUCAUCAGGCUUUCAACUAAGUGGUCAUGUAGCUUGUGUCGAGUCAUGUACCUUGUGUCAUUCUUGCAAGACACUUUAAUAGAUGAAUGAUUUGAAAUACUCUUACAAUUUUCUUCCAAAAUAUAAACAAAGAAUGGAUGCAAGGAUGACCCAAAAAAUCAACAAAAGUAAAUUUAUUUCAAAUGUGGUCCUUGCUGAGACUGAAAAGUGAAUAUUGAAGGUGAAAAUUAAGGGACCUCAAUGGAACUACGUCUUGGCUUUCUUGAGUUAUUCUUUGAAUUUCACUAUCAUUGUGGAUAUUUUUGUAUUAUUUUGUUCUUGCUUUUUAUGUGAUUUCAGAUUUUCCUAAUAAAUUCAUUCAUUCGUUCAAGAGAGUUAGAUUAGGGAAAACAUACAGAGGUGUAGAGUCUUAUGGUAUUUUGGGCUAUAUAAAUCUGACAAAUAAUAAUAAUAAUAGAGGAACAGGUUUUAAUUGUCAUAAUAAUAAAUUGAAUACAGUAAUAGGUGCUUGCCUUGUUUUUUUAAAUGUUGAAUUGACUACAUUUAUCGUAAUAGGUGCUCAUUUACAUUGGUGACAUCAUAUAAUUUGCAUAGACCCCUUGCACAGGUUUUUGCACUUAACAGAUGAAAAUGCGGACAGCCCAGAAGGCAUAAAACAGUCAGCUGAGCUGUUUGCACACUGAUACGUAGAGUGCGUACACGUUAAGUAAACAGUGCAGCAGGUCUAUAAUUGAUGACAAUUAUGCAAGAAACUUGCUUCUAACUCUUUGAGUUUAACACAUUUAGUAAGAAGUAUUGUAUUAUGGUAAAUAUGGGUUUUGUUGAUAACCAAUUAUGUGUAGAAUUAGCCACCAAACCAUGAAUGGUGUUUCAAAAACUUUGUCUACAUCAUCCAUUGACUUGGUUUUUGUGUAGUUUUUAUUUCACAGUUGCAGGAACAGAGUGCAAAGGCAUUUUGGUUUUUUUGUUUGUUGUAAACACUUUUGUUACUCGUAUAUUUGACCAUAGCACUAAAAUGUUUUCAAACUACAUUACUGUAAUGGCAAUUGAUUUAUUGUCCUUGCUUAGGGAAAGCGUAUAUUUUGUAUUCAAUUUAAAUAAAUGGUUAAUUGGGUAUAUUGCUUCAGAAA